Molecule: messenger RNA, 2327 nt
Organism: Tyto alba (common barn owl)
Lineage: Eukaryota; Metazoa; Chordata; Aves; Strigiformes; Tytonidae
Gene: RAB19
Product: RAB19, member RAS oncogene family
Exons: 4
Coding region: 109-753 (214 amino acids)
Cellular component (GO): trans-Golgi network
Molecular function (GO): GTPase activity; GTP binding
Source: RefSeq, a predicted model, not a curated record
AGGAGGAAGACUACAUUUCCCGCCGGCCCCGGGAGGGCCGGGGCGGGUACAAAGCGGGCGCUACCUGGGCCGGCAGGUGAGCGCCAACAGGCCCGCCCGGGAGCCGCGAUGCCUUUCUCCAGCUCCGGCGCGGACGAUGCCUUCGACUACCUCUUCAAGAUCAUCCUGAUCGGCGACUCCAACGUGGGGAAGACCUGCGUGGUGCACCGCUUCAAGACGGGGCAGUACAACGAGAAGCAGCAGAACACCAUCGGCGUCGACUUCACCGUGCGCUCGAUGGACAUCGACGGCAAGAAAGUGAAGAUCCAGGUGUGGGACACGGCCGGUCAAGAACGCUUCCGGACAAUAACCCAGUCUUACUACAGGAGUGCCCAUGGGGCCAUUCUUGCUUAUGACCUUACUAGGAGGUCCACAUUUGAAUCCAUUCCUCACUGGAUUCAUGAAAUUGAAAAGUAUGGUGCUGCAAACUUGGUGAUGAUGUUAAUUGGGAACAAAGCGGAUUCACUGGAUAAGCGCCAAGUCCUGUUUGAAGACGCCUGCACGCUGGCAGAGCAGUAUGGGCUCCUGGCUGUACUGGAGACAUCGGCAAAGGAAGCUCAAAACAUAGAAGAGGUGUUCAUGUUAAUGGCUAAAGAGCUAAUAGCCCGAAAUACCUUACAGCUUCACGGAGAGAACCCCCCGAACAGCAUCUACCUUGAUUCCAGGCCAGUGAUUGCCAGUCCGAGUGUGGAGAAGACCCAGUGCCUCUGUUAAAGAGAUUUCAGGAAGAACUUGGAAGUCGGCCCUCUUCUGAGGCUGUCUGAUUUCAUUUUACUGAAUUGAUGAAAGUGGGCUAGGUGGCCUCAAGCCAUCUCUCUUGCUAUCUCUACCUUGCGGUUUGGCUUGUAAGUAUCUUCAGAGAUGGUUGUUGCUGUCGGUAGCACAGGUUGCUCUGAACAGGGCAGCUGAUUCCCUAACGCAAACUCUUGAGCUGAGAAGGCUCAGGAAGCUGCCAGCCCUUGCGUUAACCAAAGAGAACUGUAAAAAUUGUUGCCUUUCAUUACAGCCUUAAAUGAUUUUCUGGCUAUGGCAGAAGAUAAAUUUGUACUAGAGCUCUGCCUUUAUUUGACCCUUCUAAGCACAUCCUUAAAUGAUUUUCUGGCUAUGGCAGGAGAUAAAUUUGCACCAGAGCUCUGCCUUUAUUUGACCCUUCUAAGCGAUUCUGUUUGUUCUAGUGCAAACACUUUACUCUUUGCCACUAGCUUUAAAAAGUCUGACACAGGCGUGGACAGCACUAACCCACUGCUGCUGAAACUUUCGCUGAGGGGGUGGUGCAGAUGUCAGGCACGUAGCCACCCCUCGCCAGGAGCUUAGUAACAUUCACCAGACAAACCUGGAGAUAUCCCUGGGGUUUCACAGCAGGCAGAAUAUGAUACACCAGGGUCCCAACCCUCUUCCUGGGGUGAGAGAAGUUAUCUUUUACUUUGCGCUCGAAGAAUUGCUUCCAGUAGCUCUCUCUGUCUUACUACCCAGACUUGCUAGGCGUAGCAAAGCUUCCAAGACAGCAGUGAUGGCCUAAAUCAAUGCUGGGGCAAAAGGACCUUUUUCUUCCCCUCCCCUCCAACCUUGUCAUGCUUUUGAGGUGCUGAUUUGAAUCAAAAAGCCGCCUUUAGUUUGUGCGAUGGGCCAAAGGGAGCUUGAGAGUAUGCCUGUAGGUUUUCAAGGGAGAGUGAAGAAGGGAUUCAAGCUCCUGUAAGACUCCGCAAGGGGUAAGAUGGUUUAAUUACAUAACCUCAGCUUAGAGCAUUAAGGGAAGGGUAUGGGACAUACCAGAAGGCUGCUCCUAGGCAAGUAUAAAUGCUGCUGCUAUGGAGACUGAACACCUCAGUACAAGAGGCAGCUUUGUAUUUAUUGCUCCUCCCAAAUGCAAGCUCUGCUAUUGGGGCUCACUGCUAUGGACUGGAACUGAAUGAAGGAUGAAGGCUUUGGGUUUUGGGAUGUAGUUUUUGGUUUGGGGUUGUUUUUUUUUUUUUUCUCCAGUAGAUGGAAACAGGGAAGGGGAAGGAGUUAAGAAAUACUAUACAGAGGAAGGCUUUUGACUGCAGUUCAUGUGUACCAAAGUGCAUCACUUACUGUUAAGCUAUGAACUGGAACUCAAACUCUGUCAUGGUAAAACACAGUCUGGGUUACCUGCAGCACAGCCCUGGGAAGACUGGAGAGCUGUUCGCUUACCCGAUGGCAGUCUACCCAUGCUUCAUGAGCAAUUAAAAAAUGGAAAAACGUGUAGCAAGUAUUGCUGGAAAAUCUUGUCUGAGAAGCACAAAAAAUAAAGCAGGAUGAAUCACUAA